Molecule: messenger RNA, 1262 nt
Organism: Coniophora puteana RWD-64-598 SS2
Lineage: Eukaryota; Fungi; Basidiomycota; Agaricomycetes; Boletales; Coniophoraceae
Exons: 3
Coding region: 126-1208 (360 amino acids)
Source: RefSeq, a predicted model, not a curated record
GGCACAGUGCUCUCUCGGUUGCUUCCUCCCGCUGCUCUGCAAUGAACGUAAACGUAUAAAGCAAAUCGCAGAUAUGCUUCCAAGCCCAUCACUCUCGCGACUCAUUCGCAAAACUCGUUCUCAUCAUGUAUAUCCCCUUCGUCGCCCCUAAACUCGAUGCCCUCACGCGCCGUAAAGGCGGAGGUGGAGGUGGGAGUCGCGGCGGUGGGAGCUCGGGAGGCAGCAAGGGAGGCGGCUCGUCCUCCAGCGGGGGCAGCAAGGGUGGUGGCUCAUCCUCCGGUAGCGGCAGCAAAGGCGGAGGAUCCACCGGUUCUUCCGGGGGUGGCAGCGCUGGCAAAGGUGGCGGCGUCACUGGGUCCUCGGGUGGUUCUGGAUCUCGCCCGGCACCUCCUCCCGUAACUAUCAAAAGCGGUCCUGCGAGCGGACGGUCGAUGUCUGUGUAUGGCAACGGUGGUGGCAAGGCUGUCUCCAUUCCUUCGGGGCAGAUGUUCUCGGGGCGGAGCGCGGGCGGUGGGACAAGGGCACAGGUUGUUGGGACGAGAUCGUAUGGAAGCGGAUAUCCUGGUGUAUCGGGCCGCGGUGUCACCAGUCGUGGCUUUCCGUUCUGGUUCUGGCCUGUAGUAUGGGGAGGUUCGCUCGGCGCAGGUGGGGAUUACCUCAUUGACCACGAGGCGCUGAUCGAAGACAAGUACGGAGACUCCUUCAACUCCUCCCGUAUGGGCGGGCCGAUGAUGGAAGCCACUUUCCAAUCCAACGACACGAUCACCACCCUACACUUCCUCGCCGACAAUAGCACCGUCACCAGCGUCAUCCCCUUGAUAUUUUCAAACUGUUCUUCCUACCUCAACUCAAACGGCUCGUCGCAGAUGCCGGUCCCAUUCAACUCUAGUGACCCGUUUUCGCCGCAGCCAUACCAGGUUGUGCAGUACUACCGAAGCAGCAGUGCCGUGCUCACGCUGGACGGGUAUAACAACUCUGCAACGCUCAGCAGCGACGAAAAUGCACCAGACACGCCUAUACCUUCCUGGGUAAACGCUACGCUGAUGGACUGUGUAAACCAAACGCUGGUUCAGGCCAUGCCUCUUGUGGACUCUGAGAAUACGGCCCCCACAUACUAUAAUGGGGGCAGCGUCAGGUGGGAUAUGUCCUCGUCGCAAGGGCUGAUGGGACUUGCUCUUGUUGCUUCGUGCCUCGUUUCUCUUUUUUAGACUUUUGACGAAUACUUAACGCUUUAAACACUCCUUCGCGCAAAGACGCAUUAC